Ananas comosus (pineapple) is the source of this 960-nucleotide messenger RNA. RefSeq names its product probable LRR receptor-like serine/threonine-protein kinase At4g36180. The transcript has 3 exons. The coding region runs from base 1 to 960 and encodes 319 amino acids. NCBI's taxonomy places the organism in Eukaryota, Viridiplantae, Streptophyta, Magnoliopsida, Poales, Bromeliaceae. The record is from RefSeq and is a predicted model, not a curated record. Gene Ontology annotation, molecular function: protein binding.
AUGAAUAAUCUUAGUGGGGAGAUCCCAUCUGAUCUUCUCGCAUCUCCUAAUUUGGAGUAUGUUGAUCUCUCUCAUAAUCGGCUUGGAGGGGCUAUUCCCACAAAUUUAUCUAUAGGGCUUCAAUCGUUGCGACUCAGUGAAAACCUUCUCUCCGGGAUAAUCCCAACAUCAAUCGGAAAGCUCUCGCAGCUGGCAAAUCUAGAAUUGGAUAAUAACAAUUUGUAUUCUGAGAUACCAUCGCAACUGUGGAACUGCAGCAAUUUGGAACUCUUAGAUCUCUCUUCGAAUGCACUAUACGGCGAGCUACCAAAGGACAUUGGUAAUCUUCAAAAAUUAGAGGUGUUGGCGCUUCAAACGAACAAUCUUAGUGGGGAGAUCCCGGUUGAAAUGCAUGAGCUUGAGAGCUUGUAUAGAUUGAACCUUCAGCACAAUAAGUUCUAUGGGUCAAUACUCGAUUCAAUCAAUGGUAAUGUACCUGAUUCUCUUUCCCUCCUGCAUAAUUUGGGAGAGUUGGUGCUUUCUUACAAUAAUCUCUCAGGAGUUCUCCCUCUAUUUUCUCCACGCGUGAAUGUCGUAACUGUUGGCAAUAAAAAUCUUAUAAUUCCGAACGGAAGUGCUGAAUCCAAUUCGCCCGGAAAUGGUGUUUAUGAUAUAACCGAUUCGUCGAAAAGAAAGAUCCAGGUUGCCUUAGUCGUGGUUUCUUCUUUUGUGGCCGGUUUUUCGGUUUCGUUCCUCAUGUCUUCACUGACUUGGAAAUUCUUGACUCGUAAAAAAGCAGUCGACGCGCAAGAAGAAGACCACCUUUCUGAUUUGAACAACAGGAAGAGGCUUCAGAUGGUACAGAGGCUGAGGAUGUUUCACGAACGAGUAGAGAAGCAAUUCAAGGCCAAAGAGCCUCCUGAUAAUGUAUGCUGUCAUGGGACAAGGAAGGUUGAAAUUCACAGACAGAAAACUUACUGA